AAGUUUUUCCUUCUUGGAAGUGACAAAACAACAAUUCCAUCUAGAGUAGAGAAAACGCCUCCUGUAACACCUCCGAUUGCACCCAAGAGGAACGGCAACUAUMUACGCAAAUAGAUACCCAAGUAUACUACACCGCAAAGUGACGGAGAAAACGUCGCACCGAAUUCCGAGAUCCUUCCUUGCUCGUUUCCGGAUUGAUUCUCAUCUCACGCAUCACACUGCUACAUCAUAAUACAUACUUCUGUAAUACGCCAAGGCAACAACGACUAAAAUGAAGAACUUGUCCGCCAACAAAAUGGUCGCCCUUGCGGCGUGCGCUGCUGCUUCUGCGACGUCAUCGACAUCGACCACGGCCUCGGCGCUGUCGACGGCUCCUUCGACAACGGAAGCGGGGGUAUCGCAUUGGGUGGCACGGAUAGCUAGAGGCGGUGCCGGAAAGAACAACCAGGACGACGACAAUGACGACGGAAACAGCACUGCGAACAAGCCCAAAAAGUCGUCGUCGUCGAACAAAAAGAAAAAAUCGGCGAAAUCCAAACGAGAGGAAAAGGCCAGCAACAAAACCAAGAGCAAAACCAAAGGCAAAUCGGACGCAGCUGGAGAAACGACGAAGAAAAAUGCCAACCCAUUGCUGGAAGAAAUCGGACACGAUGAUUUCUACGACGUUCUGGGGGUAACCAACACGGCAUCUGAACGAGAAAUACAAAAAGCUUAUAGGAAACGAUGUGUCCAGACCCACCCCGACAAGACGGGCGGGGAUCGCCGCGCCUUUGACAAGGUCGCGGAGGCCUACGCCGUCCUGUCGGAGCCCUCUAAGCGGCAGAUCUACAACCGGUACGGAAAGGAAGGUCUGGACCCUACUUCUGCCGCCGGGAGCGGUGCCGCCUUCGGAGGCGGCGGAGCGGCAGCGGAUAUGUUUCGCAGCAUGUUCCAGCAGCAACAGCAGCAGCGGCAGGCGAGGCGCAACCAGACCCUCCGGUACCAGUUGGAGGUAACCCUUGAGGAUUUGUACUUUGGAAGAACCCGGAGUGUCACUGUGUCGUCACCGUAUAGCCGCUACYACCAAACCUCGAACUAUCAGCGACAAAAAGGCAAGCAGGUGGAGGUGAACAUACAGAAGGGGAUGGUGUCCGGCCAAUCGAUCGUCAUGUCCGGGGAGGUCGAUUUCAAUGACGACAACAGCCCGCCGGGUGACCUGGUGUUUAUCCUGACCGAGGCCCCCCACUCCACCUUUACGAGAAAGGGCCACGAUCUGGCCAUGGAACUGACCAUUACGCUCGAGGAAGCACUUUGUGGGCUGAGGCGGCCCAUUCGGCACCUGGACGGGAGUGAGCUAUGGAUCGAAUCCGCCACCAAAACACGUUCCCAAAAAGGCGACAAGACGAAAGCCGAGCACGAUCGUGUCCAUGACGACGUCGACGACGACAGCAGUAGCAACAGCGGUGACGACAUUCCAACUUCGAUACCGAUAACGAUCCAAACCGGGGACGUCCAGGUCCUAAAGGGAAGAGGAAUGCCGAAGCGGAACCGCAGCGGCGAGUUCGGAGACCUUUACAUUCAGUAUCGUGUAGAAAUGCCGAAAAACUCGAACCAGAGCAAGAGCCCUUCCGGCAACGCACUGACKAACGACGAGUACAAAGAACUGGCUAGACUGCUGUCCAAACUAGGCGAAACCACCAGCAGUAAGGAUUCCACCACCCGGCGAACGAACUCCAGGACCGGCACCAAGGACGAAGAACAAACACGGCGUGAACAACUGCCACCACCCGAAAUCCAUUCCCUCGCGCAAGCAAAGGCCUCCGAGUACGGAACCGCGAGCGGAACGGUGGAAUGGGAACACGACGAGGCCGGGAGCGGCUUUCACGAAGACCACGGGGACGAAUACCAUCCAUUUGCCUCGAGCUUUUUUGGUGGCCAGGGCUUUGGGGGUGGUGCCCGAACCUAUUCGCAGAGCUUUCACUUUGGUGGCGGAGCUGGUGGUGGCAAUCCCUUUGGAGGAAACCCAGGUGGCGACGACGAUGGCAAUGUUCAGUGCCAGCAGAUGUAGGGUCCUCUAGUAAAAAUACUGUUUCUCUUCAACCAUGUGGACUCCUUCUUUAGCAUUUUUCAAUAAAGAUUUUCGAAUGCGUUGUCCUUGCAUGCUCCUUGAUCUAUUUGCAGGUGAUGCUACUUUUGUGCUUUUCAACAUUCACCAACUGAAUCCAAUAGAUGUUCAACCUGCAACCAACCAAGGGGGCUUGGGCAGAACUACGGUACCAUACCGCGCGUAACCUACAUUCCCGAUCCAUACUAGAAGCCAUGAAAAACAGUUUACUUUGUCAAGGAAGCAUCCGUGUACUACAGUUUCAAUCGGUUGCUGUCGAUCGAUUACUGCAGAGGUCUACAAAGCCAUCAGAACAGUUGGCAAGAAUUUCUGGAUUGGUCCAUCAAACGUUCGCGACCCAAUGUCAAGCAC
This is a messenger RNA of Pseudo-nitzschia multistriata, 2455 nucleotides long. The record is from the annotation of a GenBank genome assembly. Lineage: Eukaryota; Bacillariophyta; Bacillariophyceae; Bacillariales; Bacillariaceae.